Molecule: messenger RNA, 895 nt
Organism: Microdochium trichocladiopsis
Lineage: Eukaryota; Fungi; Ascomycota; Sordariomycetes; Xylariales; Microdochiaceae
Exons: 2
Coding region: 228-827 (199 amino acids)
Source: RefSeq, a predicted model, not a curated record
GAAGGGGUCCAAAGCUGCGGCAGAUGUCGUCGGGAGAAAUACAUCGUCCCCGCGAUUGUGCUGCUGCGUGAAGGCAGUUUGGAACAGGCCGGCCAGGAAGCUCCAAGCUUCUCCAGCUGGCUCGAAACAACCCGCAUCGUGACAGAGCAGUUCACCCCAAGGUUUGCAGUCCAGAGGCACUACCCAUCCUCCCCCAUCCUCCCAGCCCUGUCAAGUUAUUGCUCAACAUGGCCAGCGACAAUAUGGCAGGGAGCAAGGACCCUCAGCACGAACCCUCGCCUGGCGAGCUGGAUUCGCAAGGGAUUCACGCAAUGCGCAUGCCGCACCUCAAGCACGUCUACCGCAUCGUCUGCCAUAUGUCAGGCAAUAACACAACUAUCCCCAACGUGCAAGACACAGAUAUUACCAGACUCAUCCUGCCUAUCGCCGGUGGUACCGUAUCUGGACCGCAGAUAAAAGGCAGCAUCGUCCCUAACAGCGGCGCAGACUGGGCACAGCUGGUCGGUGGGGAACAAAAGCGCUUUGUCUGCCUCGAUGCCCGGUAUCCUCUGCGAACUGGCGACGGCUUUGAUAUCCUGGUCAGCGCCAAGGGUAUCUACGAGGAAGGUCCCCAUUCCCAGGCGCGACAGGCCGGCCCAGUUCCUACUGUUACGCAAGACGACGUCGAGUACUUUACGCAUUUAACUUUCGAGGCAGCCGGCCAUGGUCCAUACAGCUGGAUGAACAGGAUUGUGGCCAUUGGAGUCAUGACAAUGUUCAAAAGUCGGCCAAUCAUCGACUGCUAUAGGCUGACAAAUUUCCCAAGUGUCAACAUCGACAAAAGCUAGAUAGCUGUACGGCAAAUAGCUUGAUCUGGAAAGAGAGUACCGGGGCAUAAUCGGGAAGCAUCAAUUCU